Messenger RNA from Drosophila suzukii, 495 nucleotides. RefSeq names its product Translocase of inner membrane 9b (gene Tim9b). The record is from RefSeq and is a predicted model, not a curated record. NCBI's taxonomy places the organism in Eukaryota, Metazoa, Arthropoda, Insecta, Diptera, Drosophilidae. Gene Ontology annotation, cellular component: mitochondrial intermembrane space chaperone complex.
UAUCGUUUUCCCGAAUAAGGGGAAAUCAGCUGUUCUCGCCGUCACGAACGUGAUUGUAAAUUGAAGUAAAAUUGUAUAAUUGUUGUAUUAAAACACAAGCCUGGUCGACCGAUGGAUCCCAAUUUGCGUAACCUCAAGGACUUUCUCACAUUAUACAACAAAGUGACGGAACUGUGCUUCAGCCGAUGCGUGGAUAACCUGAGCCAGCGCGCGCUGGGCGGCCAGGAGGACAUCUGCGUGGACAGGUGCGUCACCAAGUUCGCCCGCUUCAAUCAGAAUAUGAUGAAGGUCUAUGUGGACGUGCAGACCACCAUCAACGCCAAGCGCCUGGAGGAAGUCGAGGAGAACGCCCGCAAGGCCGAGCAGCUGCAGAAGGAGCAGGAGAAACAGCGACUGAAAGAGGCGGCCGCCACGACAGUACUUACUCCUGUCCAGCCGCCUGUCGGCGGCAAUCUGUCCAUGUAGCAGCAGUCCUCGGGGUGGUGUGCCACGCCG